Molecule: messenger RNA, 564 nt
Organism: Peniophora sp. CBMAI 1063
Lineage: Eukaryota; Fungi; Basidiomycota; Agaricomycetes; Russulales; Peniophoraceae
Source: the annotation of a GenBank genome assembly
AUGAAUGCCGAUCCCAGUCCCGAAACAGCAGGCGCCACGCUUGCGCUGUCACUACCCCCUGCCGCGCUGUACCGCCGUGAAACUAUCGUCGACCUCGGUGCUUACCCAACGUCCACUCUCAUCGUGCAGGAGGUAAUACAUGUGCACCCUCCGGAGAACCUUAGUACUACAGAUGAUCGGGCUAGCCUCGGCCUGCUCCUCAAUCUAAUGAUCUUCAUUGGCACGAUCUGCAUGUUCGUUGCCACCAUCGCCCUGACUGGCAGCGCACCAAUGACGCCCACGCUGAAGGGUAGUGCCAUAUCCGGUAUCAUCGGCACCCUAUCUGCCGGUGCCGGGGCAUUGUUCAUCGCAAAGAACGCACACAUCGUCGCGUGGCGUGCGCUUUUCCUCAGUUGUGUAUGUGCCAUUGUAGGAUCGUUGGGCGUCGUUGCUGAGACCCAACCGUGGGAGGUGACGGCGGUCGCCGGAGGGUGUGCUGUCGUCGUGCUUCUUGGUGUUGUAUGGUGGCUGAGGGAGAAGGUGAAGGGCUUCGAGGAUGCAGAGGUCGGGCUGGUCCGCCGUUAG